Molecule: messenger RNA, 2437 nt
Organism: Ipomoea nil (Japanese morning glory)
Lineage: Eukaryota; Viridiplantae; Streptophyta; Magnoliopsida; Solanales; Convolvulaceae
Product: probable aminopyrimidine aminohydrolase, mitochondrial
Exons: 7
Coding region: 294-2168 (624 amino acids)
Cellular component (GO): cytosol
Source: RefSeq, a predicted model, not a curated record
UUGCCCAUACAGCCCAUAGCAAAAAGUUAAAAAGAAAAUACCAAAUUAAAUGAAAAUCCCACUUUUGCCCCCGUAAUUAUCCCCAAACAACACUUCCCCAGGCCCAGCCUUUCUUCUUCUCCGGGAUCUCAAGCUCUCCGGCGAUUUGCUUUUCUUCGUUCAAACCUGUAUAGAGAUAUAUAUAUUUUGAUUUUAGUUUUUUUUUUCCUAUUAAUUAAAUUUAAUAACUGAGUCAAUUUUGAAAUUAAAAAAAAAUAAAAUUAAUUCUCGAAAUUUUGGUAUAUAUUUACUUGAUGCGUCUCUUAUUAUCCAGAAUAGUUCCCAAACCUUCAUCCCCGAAAGCCGAAUUCAAUCUUUCGGUUUUCCGAUUCCCGUUUUGCAGUCACCGCCGCCGAUCCUCCGCCACUACUAGUGGUAGUAGUGACUGCGUAACCACCGAGAAUUGUACUGGAAUGGCGUCGACGUCGGCUAGUUCGAGUUCAAAGCCGCCGCCGGUUGGGAAUAUUCCCAAGCUCCCGAAGGAGGUAGACGAAGUCGUAGGGAUAGCGAAGAAGUGCUGGCACAAGUUCAGGAAGGAGGCGACGUUCGCGCUCUACACUCCCUUCAUCGUCUCUUUGGCGUCGGGGAAUCUCAAGGUCGAGACGUUCGGACAGUGCGUCGCACAGGACGUUUAUUUUCUCGGGCCAUUCGCUCAAGCGUUUGAGUUAGCAGAAGAAUACGCAGAGGAUGAUGAUGCAAAGCAUGGGAUUAGUGAGUUGAGGAAUACUACCCUAGACAAACUCAACUUGCAUGAUUCUUUUGUCCAGGAAUGGGGCUCUGAUGUCGUCAAAGAUACUACUCUGAAUCCAGCAACUUCUAAGUGCACAGAUUUCUUGUUGGCUACAGCCUCAGGAAAGAUUGAUGGGGUCAAAGCUACUGGUAAACUUGCAACUCCUUUUGAGAAAACCAAGUUGUCUGCUUAUACCCUAGGUGCUGUGACAUCCUGCAUAAGGCUUUAUGCCUACAUUGGUAAGGAGCUGCAGGGACUUAUUGAUCAUAAAAGUAAUCAUCGCUACAAGAAGUGGAUUGAGAAUUACUCCUCAGACAGUUUCCAGGAUUUUUCUUUGCAAACAGAGGAGUUGCUGGACAAGUUAAGUGUCUCUUUGACUGGGGAGGAGCUUGACAUCAUUGAAAAACUUUAUUCUCAAGGAAUUAAACAUGAGAUAGACUUUUUCUUAGCUCAGCCACUUAUUCAGAAAGCUGUUGUACCCCUCUCAGGAGAGCAUAACCUAGAAGAACGCCGACUGAUGAUAUUUUCCGAUUUUGAUUUGACAUGCACCUUUGUUGAUUCAUCUGCCAUCUUGGCAGAAAUUGCAAUAGUAAUGGCUUCAAAAUCUGAUCAAGUCCGAACAGAAAAUCAAAUUGCACGUAUGACAUCGUCUGAUCUAAGAAACAGUUGGGAAGUUCUCUCCAAGAAUUACACAGAUGGCUAUGAGCAGUGUAUAGAGAACAUGUUAGCCACUGAAAGAGCGGAGAAGUUGAACUAUGAAGGUCUGCGAAAAGCACUUGAGCAACUUUCAGAUUUUGAGAAAGAAGCAAAUUUAAGGGUGAUUGAAUCUGGUGUGCUUAAGGGUCUUAACCUGGAAGCCAUUAAACGAGCUGGGGGGCUUUUGAUUCUCCAAGAUGGUUGUAUGAAUUUUUUCCAAACUGUAAUAAAAAAGGAAAGUCUGAAUGCAGAUGUUCAUGUGCUCUCCUAUUGUUGGUGUGGUGACCUCAUUAGAUCUGCCUUUUCAUCAGGGGGUUUAAAUGACGAGCUAAAGGUGCAUGCAAACGAGCUCGAAUUUGAAGAAUCUUUGUGCACUGGUGAAAUUGUGAAGAAGGUGGAGUCCCCCAUUGACAAGGUUCAAGCUUUUGGUAAAAUCCUCGUAAAGAGGUGCGUGAGUGAUACGAAGACACCACUGACUGUUUACAUUGGAGAUUCAGUAGGGGACUUGCUAUGUUUGCUUGAAGCAGAUGUAGGCAUCGUGGUAGGUUCAAGCUCGAGUCUAAGAAGAGUGGGGAAGCAUUUUGGCGUCAAAUUUAUUCCACUCUUUCGUGGUGUGGUUGAUAAGCAGAAGGAAUGCAUUGAGGUCAGUUGUCCGGCAUUCUUUACACAGCCUCAAGCUGGGCUGAGAUACACGCUUUUGUGAUUGGCUCUUAGGAUGGAUCAUCUCUUUUUUGACUUGGGACAUUGAGAGAAAUGUUAAUACAAAAUAGAAAUUAGUGAGAUAGAUACAAUGAGUUUGGUGGCCAAUUUUAUUGUGGCUACACACACUGCAACUCUUCCUUUCCUUAUAGGCAGGAGGCUACUGUGCUCAGAAAUGUAAAUGUGAUUCAUUUGGCUGGAGAUCUUAGCCACAAACAAUACUUUUUGAUCGAUCAUUUCUCUUUGAACAAUAUUGAAGUUUGCGUUUAUGAA